CUCGGCAGCGCUGGAGGAUCAGGGCAAUCGCAGUUCUUCCACUGACCGAGGGUGCGGAGCGGCCGAGCGCACAAAUCCCGUCCGUCGCUCCUCGCUCACGGGACGCCGUGGGAUGACAACUCACUGUGCUGCCAUGUGGUGCCUCGCUGCCCUCACCUCCGCCUUCCUGCUGCAAGCCGCCCCGCACGCUGCUGCCCUCUUUCUGCCCAAUCCGCCGGAGCUGCAGCGGCUAUUGAGCCGGCACCGAGCCGCCCCGGGGCAGAACCGCACUGUGGAUGCGACGCCAAGCAGGGGCCGACUUGCCAUCCGGUGGUCGGACCGUAAGGAGAUCCUCAAGCUCCACAACAAACUACGCGGGGGGGUGUACCCCACCGCCUCCAACAUGGAGUACAUGGUGUGGGAUGAUGAGCUGGAGCGGUCAGCUGCUCGCUGGGCGAGACAGUGUGUAUGGGAUCAUGGCCCCGCGGAGCUACUCCCGUCCAUUGGCCAGAACCUAGCGGUCCACUGGGGCAGGUACCGCUCCCCGGCCCAACACGUCCAAGCCUGGUACGAUGAGGUAAAAGAUUACACCUAUCCAUAUCGCCACGAGUGCAGACCCUUCUGUCCUGAUCGAUGCUCCGGCCCCAUGUGCACCCACUACACCCAGCUGGUCUGGGCCACCACGAGCAGGGUGGGGUGUGCAGUGCACGUGUGCCCCCGCAUGGACGUUUGGAGAGAGGUGUGGGAGAACGCGGUCUACCUCGUCUGCAACUACUCUCCAAAGGGGAACUGGAUUGGAGAAGCCCCUUACAAGCAUGGGCAGCCCUGUUCCCAGUGCCCCCCUGGUUAUGGUGGUGGCUGCCGGGUAAACCUCUGUCACAAAGACCCCUACUGCCCAGAAACAGAGGAUAUGAACGAGGUGGAAAAGCCCCAGGUGCUGGUGCAACCGCGCAGGGCCCCUGUCAAACCUGCUCCCACACAGAAGCUGAAACCUGCCCAGAAACUGAACCCAAUAAGGUCUUCCAUCCUGAAGCGGAGACCUGCGGCACACAAGCACUCUUCUCCGCAGAGGGCCUCUACAACUAAGAAGCCGUCCUCGCCCAAGCCUGCGUGGGGUGCCAUCCUAACUCAGAAUAUUGACUGUGCCACCAGGAUGCAAGACAGGUGCAAAGGAACAACAUGCAACAGGUACAAAUGUCCUGCCAACUGUCAGAACAAGAGAGGCAGGGUGUGGGGGACCAUCUUCUAUGACGUGCAAUCAAGCAUCUGUCGUGCUGCAUUGCACAGCGGGGCAAUAGAUUCCAGCGGUGGUCUCGUAGAUGUCACCCGGAAGGCCCAGCUCCCGUUCUUUGUCAAAGUAACAAAGAACGGAGUCAAAUCUUUCAGUAAAUACGAAGCUGGAUAUGCAUUUGCAGUAGCGAAAGUGAAAGAGCAGUCUGUAGAUUGCUACACCACCGUGGCUGAGAUCUGCCUGUUCAGGAAGCCAGCCUCCACCUGUCCAAGAGUUCUCUGCCCUUCCAACUGCAAGAACGAACCAUCCUACUGGGCCCCAGUGACUGGCAGCAGGAUCUACUCUGAUAGCUCCAGUAUCUGUCGGGCUGGAAUCCAUGCCGGAGUGAUCAAACCCAGCGGAGGCUAUGUGGAUGUUGUGCCCCUGGAGAAGAGGGAACGAUACACAGGAACUCUGAAAAAUGGAAUCCAGUCUGAAAGCAAGACAAACUCAGAAGGACAUUCCUUCCGUGUAUUUGCCGUGAGGGACUGACACAAUAAAUGACCACAUGCUCAAGUUCCUGCCCUCAGCACCACAAAUUUCCAGCAAUGGACCAUCAGAGGCAGCAAUUUGGACUCAGUGGAGACCCAUGUCAUCAUCCUCCCCGAGCUCAAAGGACCAGGAACAUCAGUGUCCCCGAGCUUACCUGUUUAAUUAAUAACGAGAACACAGAACUAUAACACAGCGCAGACUUUGAAAGGGCAUGUAAUACCUUAUGUCUAUAAAAUGUUAAUCUGUUCAUGUUGUGUGUCAUAUGAGAACUGAAUUUAAUGUGUUCCGUGAAUAUGUAUGUAUAACUGGGCCUGUUAUGUCUGAC
Molecule: messenger RNA, 2066 nt
Organism: Scleropages formosus (Asian bonytongue)
Lineage: Eukaryota; Metazoa; Chordata; Actinopteri; Osteoglossiformes; Osteoglossidae
Product: cysteine-rich secretory protein LCCL domain-containing 2-like
Exons: 15
Coding region: 113-1741 (542 amino acids)
Cellular component (GO): extracellular region
Source: RefSeq, a predicted model, not a curated record